UCAGUCAGUUUUCAAAACAGUCAAAAUUUGUCAACAAAUCGUGCAUUUUGUGUUUUCAGCAAAGUGAUAAAAUAAUAUUUUAUUGUUUACCGAUAUUUACUGAUAAAUUACAAUGGCGUUAACCAAUGUGUUGUUAUUGAGUCAAAUAGCUGGGUAUAUUAUCAGCCUUAUCUUGUCUUUGUGCAUAAUUGUGCCUAUGAGUAUGCAUCAGCAUGAAUUCAGUGGUCACUGCCUGCUGUUCUCCGAAGGCACAUGGCAGGAGCAGGAUGGACAGCUGCUGGUCUCGUGGGCCUCGCGCGCGUACUGCGACUAUGUCAUCGUGGUCGGGGUGCUCAUGUUCAUUGUCAGCUGUGUGCAGAUUUACAGACUAUCAAUGCUACUGUACCGCGGCGCGGACAGCUCGUUCUUCUCCGCGUUCCUGGAGGCGGCGGGCUGCGCGCUGCUGUGCGCGCUGGCGGUGUCCGCGGCCGCGCUGGUGACCCUCGGGCUGGUGACUUGGUGCGCCAACAUCGUGGAGCGCUUCCCCAGCUGUGAAGUGGCGGCGGGCCAGGACAUAGACCACAAGGACAACAUCAACACAAGCGGCUUCUACAUGGAGAUGGGGACGGCGCAGUUCGGCGCCUGGGGCGCGUUCGCCACAUGGGUGGGACUAGCCGUCUUCUCAGUCCUCAAGCUGUGCCGCUACCACCAGUUGGAGAACAUCCGAGUGUCCAUGUUCCGCGAGCGCCAGCGCCUCGUCAACGACAGUGGCUCCCCCACGGCCGAGCGAGCGUGCUCCACGCCGCCCGUCGCGGAUAAUCUGUAG
Messenger RNA from Plutella xylostella (diamondback moth), 805 nucleotides. Its product is annotated as transmembrane protein 179. The record is from RefSeq and is a predicted model, not a curated record. NCBI's taxonomy places the organism in Eukaryota, Metazoa, Arthropoda, Insecta, Lepidoptera, Plutellidae.